Molecule: messenger RNA, 711 nt
Organism: Tachyglossus aculeatus (Australian echidna)
Lineage: Eukaryota; Metazoa; Chordata; Mammalia; Monotremata; Tachyglossidae
Product: basic salivary proline-rich protein 3-like
Exons: 2
Coding region: 1-711 (236 amino acids)
Source: RefSeq, a predicted model, not a curated record
AUGGCGCCCCCUGCCCCUGGGGAGGACGGAAACGCCUCCGACAGCGCCCCCUCCCCACAUCACUGGGGAAGGCAGGAACUCUGCCCAAAGCGCCCCUCAAUUCCUGCGGAGGGGACAGAUAAACUUCGCCCGAAGCGCCCCUCAAUUCCUGUGGAGGAGACAGGGGACAAACUCGAUUCUGAGGGCUCCCGCCCAAGAUGGCCGGCCCCUCACCCCAACGGCCCCGUGGGAGGGACAAACUCGACCCUGAGGGCUCCCGCCCAAGAUGGCCGGCCCCGUGGAGGGGACAAACUCGAGUGUGCGGGCUCCCGCCCAAGAUGUCCGGCCCCUCACCCUCGGCCCACCUGGUCUCCGGCCCCUCGGCGCCCGCGGCCUCACGUGCUAACUGUGGUGGCUGCCCGCCGCCGGCUUCUCCCGGACGUGGCGGCUCCUCCUCAGGGCCCCGACUCCUCCCCGACGCCUCAGCCACACCCGACUCCGCCGCCCGACCGUCGCCUCGCUUUUCCCGCGCAACGGGCUCCUCCCCGGCCCGGCCCGGCCCGGCCCCGCCCCCCGGGCCCCGCGCGCCACUUCCGCCCUCCUCCUCACAACGGCCGCCCCACCGCCCCCUACCGGCCGCCGGCCGCCAUGGCCCUCUCCCUGCCUUUCCCCCUCCGGCCGCACGGCGGCGCGCCGCCCUGGGAAGGCCCGGCGCUCCCUGCCGCCCCCUAG